GAUGACGUAUUAGAAUCACUCUGGAUCGAACGUCUCCCUAACUCGAUACGCUCUGCUAUCACUAUCCUCGACGGCGAUUCAACGCAAAUGGCAUUGCAAGCUGACCGUAUGAUCGAGAUGCAGAGUUUUCCAGAGUUUCGCCGCAGAAAUUGA
Molecule: messenger RNA, 153 nt
Organism: Rhagoletis pomonella (apple maggot)
Lineage: Eukaryota; Metazoa; Arthropoda; Insecta; Diptera; Tephritidae
Source: RefSeq, a predicted model, not a curated record